AAACAUGCGCUGUUGCCACAUCCUCCCCAUCUGACUGUUCAUUGUUUUUCUUUACGUCAAUUCGCUUCGAACUGUCAUUGUAAUCAAACAUAUGUAAAACUCCUCUAAUCCGUUUUUCUAAGUUUUGUUAAUGUUUUCCGAUUAUUACAAAUGUAAACCAGAUAUGAACAGUGACAAUUUCGCCUGUUUCGGAGAUUGCCCAAAGCCAAAAAAAUCAAAGACUUCAGAGGAGGAACGAGUCGCGUUUUGGGCUCAUCUUCCCUCGAUCGUAAUCCACGACAUUUUCGACUUGUUGAGCAAAAAUGACCGCCAGAAUGCGUCCCGUGUGUGCAAAAAUUGGCGACAGAACAUCUUUCAUCCAAAGUGGUGGCCGGAGGUCACUUUCAAAAUCGAACCGUGCAAUAUCGAAAGGUCGAAAUUUUUCACGUCGGUCUUCGGUCGGAUCGUCUCCAGUGCGAAAAUUCAAGUGAACACUCUGGCGCCGGAAUGCACUGACGAGUUCGUCGCUCUCAUCGAAACUCUAAGCGAAAAUAACAAUUUAAAAGAACUGAUUAUCGAACCCACGCAUUGCCAUUUCGAUAUCGCGAGAUACAGCACCAAAUCCAGUUCGAAUAUGCAUAAUGUGAUAGCCAAGUUAAAACGAUGUCUCCCUAACUUGACCAAAUUCAGUAUCGGCUGCAUCGAAGACUUUGCCCUUUACCUCGACGAGUACUUAACGAUUUUAGGGAGCCAGCAGCCGGAAAAAGUUACACUUCUGGGGUUAGCGUCAGUCAAGGAUAACCCGAACGAGUACGAAGAUUCGUAUUUUGAAUGUGAUUUAAUUAAACCUUUUACGAAUUUAAAGGUGUUGAGCAUAGACUUCGACCAACUUUCGGACACCUUCCUCAGCUGCUUGGACGCCUCCACGCACCUGGAGCGCCUCGUGGUGCACUUGCACGGUGUCCGGGAGGGCCACCCUAGCACCACGAACGCCGCUUGGACCAUCUUCAAAGCCAAACACCCCAAGUGCGAGCUCCGCGUCAACGUCAUCCACUCGUACGACGAAGUCCAACACCUGCACGAAACCAUCCUCAGAGACGAAAUGCCCCUAACCCACCUCCGGGUGUUCUUUUGCGAACAUGUCAACCUCGAAACGUUGGAGUUCAUCUCAGCCUUCUACAACCACACGUUGCGGAGCCUCGUUUGGGUCGAUUCCAUGGGCAACAACGAAGAAACUUGGUCGUUCUUGGCGUCUCAGCGGGAUCUGAGCCCCGAUCCACUGGUCAUGAUGUCAUGGCUGUGCUCCAAUUUGAGCGAAUUAGUCUUCUACGGUUACAAAUAUCGCGAAGAGAAUUUGGUCGCCAUCGCCAGACUUCGUGGCGAGAAAUUGAAGAAGUUGGAAGUCGCUGAAGACGAUGUGCUGUUUUCGAACAGCAAUUAUUUGGGGCAAGAAAAUUUAAUUGAUAUUCAGCUACACUUGAAGCAGCCGUGGGCCCCCACAAAGACUGCGGAUCUCCACCCCGUCAUCCGUAAUCCGACGGCGGGAGAUUCAGACGAGUACUUGUUGCCGAUAGUUCUAGCUGACCUGCACUAGUUAAGUACAACAAUUAAGCGAAAAAAAAAAAAACAAAAAACUGUAAAUAAACCAUCUACGUACGACCCAACUGAGAAGAAUCUGUUUAGUAUUAUUUUCGAAUGUUAUAGUUCAACAACUGCAUGUAAAUAGAAAAAGGACCAUCGUGCGACCUCGAGUUGCGCAGUUUAAAUCUACUUAAAGUAAUCAAAAAAAGAGAGAGAAUUGUUGAUUUAUUUUUUUAGAAUAAUCAUCGGUUUCGUUGAGUGACUUAAGUUGUUGUGCUGUAAAUGUAUUGUUUUAAGUCUACUUAAAAUGCACUGAUUUUACGUUUUCGAUUAUAAAUGUUUUCCGUCGUGUUGGAUGAAUAUUAUCACGGUCCAAGCUCGACUAAGAAUGACAAGUUGUUAUUGUGUUCGAUCUAAUUAAUUUUUGUUGUAUAAAGUAGCGAUAAGAAGAAAAACAUCUGUGAUAUAAGUAACUCUUAUACUUUCGAACAAACAACGAUUGUUAACACACAAAAUGCAGCUAAUAAUAUUGAAGCUUUCUACCGAGUACCUGUACAAGAAAAAUACUGUCGUUUCAAUCUCAACUCGCUUAACGGCAAAAGAACUGACAAAACCAAGUUAACAAUCGAAUAAGAGUGUGAAUGUCAUUGCAGUGUUCCACCAUGCGAUAGUGCAUUUUAUUUUUUAAUAUGUUGUGCUUGUGAUAGGUUCGAUUUUAACAAAAAGUAUUAUUGUGUUGGUAUGUAAUUCUUUGUUGCCGCCUGCGUAAGCAACAAACACCAACAUGUUUAUUUUUAUGAGAUUUGUGUGUUAAAAGACACGUCACAUCGAGAUCGCUGUUAUCGGAAAGGUGCUGUUCCUAUAUUUACACCACGACCAAUAAAAAUGAAAGAAAUCCGUUUAGACGCCAUUCCAAUACCUUAUUCCGUAGGAUAAUUAGUAGAGAAAUGAUAUAUCGCGUGUUUCUGUCCGGGGCCGUCUACAUCUGUGAUAGCGAAAAUUUUCAAGAGUUCAACCAAAACAAAUGCAUUUGCUCGGGAAGGACAAACGGCCGCUGAUGUGUGUGUGUAUAAGCAAAGAUCAAGUACCUGAAUAUCAAAGUGAUUAUAGCGAAAUUAGCCUGCUAUUGUAACUCUUAACCCUAGUCCAAAGCGUUGAAUAUUGAAUAAAAUCUUUAUAAUGUAAUAUAGAGUGUGAAUGGGUGACUCCCGAACGCUUCCACCGGGAUAGAUUGUUUGAAGUUAAGUUGCCAUCUUAUCAUGAAACUAUCUGUGAUGUACAAGCGGACACAUUGUUAACAGCGUACAUAUGUUAAACAGCGCUCAAAUGUUACAAUGUAGGUCUCACCAGCUAGAUUUAAGUGUUGUCAGAAAUUCAAUCGAACGACGCAAUGAAAUCGAUAUUUUAUCAAAAAUACGAAAACGUGUAGACAAUAAAUGGCUAGUAGGACAACACUGCACGAUCGAGAUGUCCCUCGAUUGAAGGCAAGGGACGACAAAUUAGUCAUUUUUAAUUUUCGGUUUGACUAAAAUUUUGGAAAAUAUCUUGCGUAUAUUUUUGUAUCCUUUGAAAGUUUAUUUCCUUUAUUUUUGGCACUGCGAUGUACACUGCAGUUGUCUCUAUCUUAAUAAUUGUAGCACCAUUUGUUUAUUUUUUAUUCACGCACUUUUAAUGUUAAAUAUGGCGAAGCGGUGAUAUCGUUACUGGCGGUAUCAUCGGACCCGAAUAUUUUCAUUGUUAUUGAGAAAAUUUCUUUUUAGAUUAGUUAGAAUAUAGAGAAUUAUAAAAUGUAGCGUUGAUUUUAUGAUAUGAAAUUUUUGAAAUUUAUCAAUGUACUCCUUCAGUGUUAUGAAAUGUUCUCAAAUUUAAUCUCUAAUCAGUAUGUUAUAUCAAAAAAUUAUAUUACGUUUUCAAUGUAACCUGUAACUCAAAUUGGUUAAUAAAUAUUUGGUAUCUCA
Molecule: messenger RNA, 3518 nt
Organism: Tribolium castaneum (red flour beetle)
Lineage: Eukaryota; Metazoa; Arthropoda; Insecta; Coleoptera; Tenebrionidae
Exons: 6
Coding region: 131-1573 (480 amino acids)
Biological process (GO): positive regulation of protein ubiquitination
Molecular function (GO): protein binding
Source: RefSeq, a predicted model, not a curated record